Auanema sp. JU1783 is the source of this 402-nucleotide messenger RNA. The record is from the annotation of a GenBank genome assembly. Lineage: Eukaryota; Metazoa; Nematoda; Chromadorea; Rhabditida; Rhabditidae.
AUGAACCACAAGAAGAAUCGAUUAAUGGCUAAACCCACUUCAAACACAAAGCCAAAGUCCAAGGAAAUGAAUUCCUCGCUAAACUCUCCUCAACCAAUAAUUUUGAUUGUUCCGACGGAUGAUGUCCAGUCGACAAUAGAACAGAUUUCAAGUUCUUUCCGUUCAACGUGUGAAGUAGCAGUUCAAGCUCAAACCUCUUCCUUCAUUCCGCAGACAUCAACGAUUGGAGUUGGAAAUGAACUCCCACAAUCAUACGAUUUCGGAGGUCAAUAUAACUAUUUACAGCCACAGGACUCAUACUACUCUACCCAUCCUCCGGGUAUGGAAAUGGGUAUGAACACUGGAGAAGCAGGAUAUGAAAGCUAUGACCCAUUACUGUCUGACGUAUGCUGUCCGUAUUGA